AUGUCGACAGCUAUCGCCGAGGACCUCGUCGGUGCCUCUUUGAAGGCUCUUGCCAAAGGCGCUGGCGAAGAAGCCGUCAGUGAGAUCUGCUCUUCGCUGAUGGGUAGCGUCUUUGGUGGAGGCGACGAUUCUAGUGCUGCAGCUGAUGCAAAGAUUCUCGAUCAGCUCAGCCAGAUUAUGUCCAGCCUUAGCCAAGUCCAGGACUCUCUGAAUCGAAUCGAGCAGGCUGUCGCUCAGGUAGAUCUUGACGUUGCUGCCGCCGCCAUCCAGCAGCAGGUCUCCAUCAUCAACUCGACCUAUGAUACAUACUUUGAUGGCUUGAAUGGUCUUGCUGCAGCAGCGAAAGGGACGGACCCUGCCUCUCCGCAAAACUUCGCACAAUACCGCGAUCGCCUUGUGGGGGAGUCAAUUAACGUCAAGAACAAUAUUCCUACCAACUUGAACAUCAUUCACGGGUUCAUCAUUGACCAGGACUUCCUCGGAAAGCUAGCAACAGCCAGCAGCCCAGGUAUAGAUAUCGUCGAUUUCUAUAGCAAGGUGAAGCUUCCUUUGAUCAAGAUUGCGAUGGUUGAGAUAAAGGGAGUCCACCUCCUUCGCCUUGCUGGCGCCGCAAAUCAGGAUCCCAGAGUCGACUUUCCUGAUGCUGCAGUUGCCAUCCAACGUGCACUAUCAAACAUGGAACUGCAAGACCAGGCACUGCCGUCAGCAAUCGGUGCGGAGACCUGUGGCUUUGUAUCUGGCAUGCUAACCAGUUACCCCAAGCCGGCGCCAGCCUGUAUCAGCCCUCUUGAAACAAGGGGACUCACCUUUGGCAACCAGAAUGGCGACUCGACAUGGUACGGAUCUGAAAAUGCCCAACUAUGGCAUAUUGAGCCAGCGAACGACAACUGCAUUAUUACGGAUGGCUCGAAGGUCAAUGCAUUCCGCUUGCUACACGUGGAUUCGAAUAAAUACCUAUCUAUCCAAACUAAACCCAAUCUCCCUAUAUUUAAUCUCAAAGUUUUCAACCUGGGAGCGGAAGAUUUUGAUAAGGCAGCAAUCUGGAAUUUCCAUUUGACUACUGACAAGAAACUUCAAAUACAAUCCCAAGAUUAUCAAGAUACCUACCUUACGGGAGUAAAGGACUUUGGAGAUGACUAUCAAUCUCUUCAUUAUGUUUACCUGGCGCAAGACUACGGCAAUCGUGCGAAAGAUACUCAGACAUUCGUUGGUAACACGUACCAAGGCCCAGUCGGCGACUUCUGGCCUGGCAACGUCACCGAGAUGCACGAUGGAGAGUACUUGAUUCCAGGAUCUUAUCUCUAUGACAAUCACCAAACGUACAGCUUUGGCUUCAGAGACAACAAGCUUGGAGUUUGGGACAUCAAAACCAAUACCUGGAAAUGGGAUUUCGGUAUCCUUGUGGGUAUGUCCCGCAACUAUUACCUCAGAUUCUCAAACAGUGGCGUAUUGACGCUGUAUCAUCGGUCUGACGCGCUCCGGGCCUGGGGUCCACCAAACCGAGGUGGGACUUGCUAUGUACUGGGAAUGUCAUAUGGGGGUUCCUUGUUGAUUGAAACUGGCGAAGCUAUGUAUGGCAACUGGUCCAGUGACAAACCAGAUAUGGUACAAUUAUCGGAUUCAUAG
Fusarium coffeatum is the source of this 1626-nucleotide messenger RNA. RefSeq lists its product as uncharacterized. Bases 1 to 1626 code for a protein of 541 amino acids. The transcript has a single exon. Lineage: Eukaryota; Fungi; Ascomycota; Sordariomycetes; Hypocreales; Nectriaceae. The record is from RefSeq and is a predicted model, not a curated record.